AUGCAUAUCCUUCGAGCAGCGUUCUCACAGAGACUCUGUCUAGGGCUUUUUCCCUUUCAAUCCUAAUUUCUCAAUGCCAAACUCUCCAUCAUUUCAACACUGAUAACCAAUUGUUCCCCUCAAUCAAUUUCAUUGCAAUUCCUCUGGAAGGUGCUCAGAUUGGUAUGUUUAGUUUGGAACUGUUACCUUGCAAGCUUGUACAAUUAGAUACGUAAGAUGCCACGGGAAAAGGAAAAUACAUCGGCUGCUGCUGAGCCAGUGGAAUCUGAAAAGCAAGUCGUCUCUGGUGAGAAGGUUGAUCUUGAUGAAGACAAUGAUCCUGAGGAGAACAUGGAAGAAGAAUAUGAGUAUGAAGAAGUAGAAGAAGAAGAAGAGGAAGAAAUAGAAGAGGAGGUGGAAGAAGUAGUGGAAGAGGAGGACGAGGAUGAUCAUAUUAAUGCCAAUGAAGUUGAUGCACAGAAAAGCAGUAACAGUGAUGAUGCGAAAUUUGAAGAUGAGGAUGAGAAGGAAAAGCAUGCUGAGCUUCUUGCUCUUCCUCCUCAUGGUUCUGAAGUAUACAUUGGUGGCAUUCCUCAUGAUGGUUCUGAGGAUGAAUUGAGGAGAUUUUGUGAGACAGUAGGAGAAGUUACUGAGGUUCGAAUAAUGAAAGGCAAAGAUUCAAGUGAGAACAAGGGCUUUGCAUUUGUGACCUUCAGAAAUGUAGAACUGGCAACCAAAGCUAUUGAUGAGUUAAAUAAUACUGAAUUUAAGGGUAAAAAAAUAAGAUGUUCAACAUCUCAAGCAAAGCACCGACUAUUCAUUGGUAACAUUCCUAGAAACUGGGGAUUGGAAGAUCUAAAGAAGGUUGUGUACUCGAUUGGGCCGGGAGUUACUGGUGUGGAACUGGUGAAGGAUAUGAAAAGCUCAGGUAACAACAGAGGCUUUGCUUUUAUUGAGUACCACAACCAUGCAUGUGCUGAAUACUCCAGGCAAAAGAUGAUGAACCCACAGUUCAAAUUAGGCAGUAAUGCUCCAACGGUGAGCUGGGCUGACCCAAGGAAUGCUGAUUCAUCUGGUGCCUCUCAGGUGAAGGCAGUCUAUGUGAAGAAUUUACCAAAGAAUGUAACUCAGGACCAGUUAAAGAAGCUCUUUGAGCAUCAUGGGAAAAUUACAAAAGUGGUUCUCCCACCAGCAAAGUCUGGGCAGGAAAAGAAUAGAAUUGGUUUUGUACAUUUUGUGGAGAGGUCUAGUGCCAUGAAGGCACUGAAGAACACUGAAAAAUAUGAACUUGAUGGCCAGGUUUUGGAAUGUUCUCUUGCAAAGCCACAAGCAGAUCAGAAGUCUACUGGAGGACCGGUUUCUCAGAAGCCAAGUUUACUUCAAAGUUAUCCACCUCAUAUUGGUUAUGGUUUGGCUGCGGGGGCCUAUGGUGCUCUGGGUGCUGGGUUUGGUGCUGCACCUCUUGCACAGCCUAUGAUAUAUGGAAGGGGACCAACUCCUGCAGGCAUGGCAAUGAUGCCAAUGCUUCUACCUGAUGGACGGAUUGGAUAUGUCCUGCAACAGCCAGGAGCUCAGCCACACAGUUUGCCUGCACAUCAUAGAAACAGUAGCAGGAGUAGCAGUGGGGGUGGGAACAAGAGUGGUGGCAGUUCAAGCAGGGGGAGGCACGGCAAUGAUGGAGGCCGUGGGCAAAGAUAUCGCCCAUAUUAGUGGCAUCUGUAAGACGGUUAAGUUUAUUGAUGGGAAUGUUGUACCUGCUUCUUACUAUUAAAUCCUAUAAUUGUUUGGUAUAUGGUGAUGGCAGCAUCUUAUUAUUUAAGUUCAAAGUUUUAGAAUUCUAGCAUGCAGUAUGAAUAUAAUAUAUUAUAUUAGUCCUUGUCCCA
This is a messenger RNA of Mangifera indica (mango), 1862 nucleotides long. Its product is annotated as heterogeneous nuclear ribonucleoprotein Q-like. Gene Ontology annotation, molecular function: mRNA binding. Gene Ontology annotation, cellular component: nucleus. The transcript has 10 exons. Lineage: Eukaryota; Viridiplantae; Streptophyta; Magnoliopsida; Sapindales; Anacardiaceae. The record is from RefSeq and is a predicted model, not a curated record. Bases 217 to 1689 code for a protein of 490 amino acids.